This is a messenger RNA of Panicum hallii, 414 nucleotides long. RefSeq lists its product as uncharacterized. Lineage: Eukaryota; Viridiplantae; Streptophyta; Magnoliopsida; Poales; Poaceae. The record is from RefSeq and is a predicted model, not a curated record. The transcript has a single exon. The coding region runs from base 1 to 414 and encodes 137 amino acids.
AUGGUCAGAAACAAGCAGACCGCCCGCAAGAGCACCUGUGGGCUGCUGCAUCCGAUCCAUCACCCGCAGGAGGUGUUUGACCAAGAGGGGUCCGAUCAGAUGGAGCCCAAGUACGUGAUACUCGAGGAUGACGACAACUACUACUACAACCAUCCAGACAGAGGGUGGGUGGACAUGAACACUGGGGAGGAGCCCAUGGAGUUGCCCGAGGACCAUCCUCAGGUCUCAAGUGGCAGCAAUGAGGGCCCUACAGGAGGAGACGGUGCCGAUCCAGGUGCCGCAGACGGAGAUGAGAAUGACGAUGGUGACGACAACUCAGGUGCACCCGAUGGUGGUGACGAUGACCCAGAUGAUGAUCUAGAGCCAGCCGCCGCCACAAGCCUACCGCCACCUAAGCCCCAUUAUGAGAAGUAG